AUGCCAUUUGCUUCAUUUGUUGGUGUCAAUCAGCAUAGGCAGUCCAUACUUUUGGGAUGUGCUCUUAUGUCUAGUGAGGAUAUAACAAGUUACAAAAUGGUGCUAUCUCCAUGGCUUGGGGCUCUAAACAAUGUUCAUCCAUUAGCUAUCAUGACUGACCAAUGUGAUAGUAUAAAGGUUACCAUCAGUGCUAUGAUGCCAAAUACAAUACAUAGAUAUUGUAUAUGGCACAUAUUCGCAAAGUUGCCUACGAAGUUAAGCGGAGUUCUUGAUGGUAAGAUUGCAAAGGCAGAAUUUAAGGCUUUAGUCCUUGAUAGCAUUAACGUUGCUGAGUUUGAGAGACGAUGGACUGAUUUUAUUGAAAAAUAUAACUUAGAGGAAAGGGAUUGGUUUUAUAAGCUUUAUUUGGAGAAGGAGAAAUGGGUUCUGGUAUACCUAAAUGACCACUUUUGGGCUGGGAUGUUGUCCACACAAAGAAGUGAAGGAAUGCAUGCUUUCUUUGACGGAUUCAUCAACCGGCAAAGCACUUUGAAGCUAUUUGUUCAGCAAUAUGAGUUAGCCAUAAGAGCUAAGUUCGAGAAAGAAUUGGAAGCUGAAUAUAGGUCAAGGUGCUUUGAACCAAAAUGUUUAUCUGAAUUUGCAUGGGAGGAAAAAUUUCAAACAUGUUAUACUCGUGAAGUGUUUGAAUUUUUUCAAUUACAGUUAAGGAAACUGUACCACUGUGAAAUCAGCUCCCCUGAAGACCAUCAAGCAACAGCAGGGGUGGAGAAUUACAUUAUCUCAGAUUAUUCGUUCAGGAGUUUUAACACUGGAGAUCCAUUUGUAUUCGCGGUUGAAUAUACACCUAUUGGCGAAUAUCUAAGUUGCAGCUGCAAGUGGUUUGAAACAAGAGGUAUUCUAUGCUGCCAUAUACUUAAGGUGUUAUCUCAUAAGAGGAUUAAUAACGUUAAUGAGAGGUAUAUAUUGAGAAGGUGGAGAAAAGAUGUUGUUCGUCCGCACUUGAAACGUUUCUUUCUUGGAGGUUACCCACGUAUGACUUCUGAAUACAUGAUGUACAGGGAAAUAUUAGAGCAUUUUGAACGGGUUUGUGAUAUAGCAUUGGACAUUGAAGUGAUGAGGCGAUAUAUUAAGUAUCAUUUGAACAGAUUGGAGCAUGACCUUUUGAAUUGGGAUGAUGAUCAAAUGAUAAUUCCAGAUUGGGAAUUUGAAGAUACACAUGAUGGUGUGGGUGAGGGUGUGGGUGAGGGUGGGGGUGAAGCUUCUCGUGGACGUCCAAGGUUGAAUAGAUAUAGAGGGCGAAUUGAUUCAUACUUUAGAAGUUCACAAACGGCUGGUGGAAGUGGAGUUAGAGGUAAUAGGAGGGGUAGAUGUGGUGGUAGAGGUGGUGGCAGAGGUGUUGGCAGAGGUGGUGGUAGAAGUGGUGGUAGAGGUGGUGGUAGAGGCCGUGGUAGAGGCCGUGGUAGAGGUGGUGGAAAUACUGGGCUAGCGGAAGGAAUUGAGCAAGAUGAUGCAACAGUACAAGCACACAGUAGCUUGCCUGAUCUUAACGAUGAAGCAGACUGGGAGAUAGAAGACUUGACCGUUUAG
Molecule: messenger RNA, 1587 nt
Organism: Nicotiana attenuata
Lineage: Eukaryota; Viridiplantae; Streptophyta; Magnoliopsida; Solanales; Solanaceae
Product: protein FAR-RED IMPAIRED RESPONSE 1-like
Exons: 3
Coding region: 1-1587 (528 amino acids)
Biological process (GO): regulation of DNA-templated transcription
Molecular function (GO): zinc ion binding
Source: RefSeq, a predicted model, not a curated record